Molecule: messenger RNA, 3074 nt
Organism: Blastomyces gilchristii SLH14081
Lineage: Eukaryota; Fungi; Ascomycota; Eurotiomycetes; Onygenales; Ajellomycetaceae
Product: acyl-CoA dehydrogenase
Exons: 4
Coding region: 505-801 (98 amino acids)
Cellular component (GO): membrane; intracellular membrane-bounded organelle
Molecular function (GO): heme binding
Source: RefSeq, a predicted model, not a curated record
GGGGUUUUGAGAAGUGGACUGGAUAGGGGUAAAAGACUCGCAAGUACAGUGAGUGGCCUGGGCAAACGAUACUCUUGAUCAAUAUGAUGCCAAUGAUGACCAAGGCUAGUUACCUUUCGUUUCGACGUACUGGCUCUUCCUGGUUCUCAGCGGGCGUUGUUGUCACUUUCGCCAAAGGCUCAGCUGAACAAGCCCUCUAAAUGCCACUUCAUCAAACUAUUGGUUAACUAAAUAAGAGCCAAUUCGCCCCACUAUCAGCGAUAUCACCGUCUUCAGGUUCAAGCUAUGCAUCGCGUCAUGAGUUCAUAACCUCUUGCAUGUGUUUCCUCGCAGACCCCGAGAAGUUUCCUGAGGGAACAAACACCCGUGGGACAUCAGUGAUAGCCUUGGAAGCUUAUUGCUACUUGGUGCAAUCGAGUAAGGACUAGCAAAGUGUAUGCGUUCAUUCAUUAUAUCUCGCCGCUCAGUGCAUUGGACAUCGGCUUUUCUCCUCAUCGUUUCCAAAUGUCGGAGACGGCCCUCAAAUCGUUUUCCAAGAUGGAAGUCUCAUCUCAUAAUAAGGAUGGAGACAUGUGGGUGAUAAUUGAUCAAGAUAUUUACGAUAUCAGCAAGUUCCAGGAUGAACACCCUGGUGGUAAAAAAAUCUUGCUCAGCGUGGCUGGAGGCGAUGCCACGAAGAAAUUCCACAAAUAUCACCGGCGGGGCAUCCUCAGCAAAUACAAGGGUACACUCCUCAUCGGCGCUGUACAAGAACCCCAGCAAACACGAAAAUCGAUUUUCGGCCUCCUGAAACGAUCAUGAGGGAAUGUCAGAUAGCAUGCUGGAAAUUAUGAUCCUGGGCUCCUCAGUGUUCAGGUUACUUGACUCCAACCCCUCUUCCCUAGAGGAGUAAAUGAUGUACAGUUACAAUUUUGUACAAGUGUCUUCGGCUCCACAGUUACGAUUAAGAUCUGGUUUGCAAGCACUGCUAGCCUGUACAGAGUACAGUUUUCAACAAUCCCUCCUCGAGCCCAUUGGUUUCCAUUUCUGGGCGCACGCCGAUAGAUUAGAUUUAUUCCUUCCAGCCUCAUGACAUACAUUUCGCUUAGGUGUCUAAUGCACUGUCUGGGGAGCCCCCCGCAUAAUCCUGCAAGCUUCUCUUCAGUCCGUGAUACCUAAUAUGCCUCUAUCACGAACGCAUUACAAAUUUCUUCACUACGGGGUUUGUUGACCCCCUUUUUUUUUUAAUCACAGUUAGGUAACUUCGGGCUGUUCGGAAUCAAUGGUCACCCUUCAAGUAAAGAGGCUACAUAUAGAAGGAAGGAUUCUAGGUUUCCUACGGCGGGAGCGAAUACGGCGGCCCCUUAGAAUAAACUAAGCGGAGCAAAUUAAAAAUUAAACUAGACUUGAACUUCGCAUUGGACGAAGAUCUCCUUGCCCCUCUCCUUUGUUCAGGCCCAGUCCGGAUGCGUCUUUCACUGUCCUGUAUCAUGCCAACGCCCAAAGAAAGACCACACAUACUGUAGCAUGACCAACUUCCGGGGCGAAUUGAGAUAGUAUUGGCAAAAUACACGCUGCAAAGAGAGAGAGGGAGGGAGGGAGAGGGGCGGGGGGCGCAAGCGAUGAGAAGCCAAGCUACAAGAAAAGUGGAAACUCUGACAUGAAAACUAGUCAAGCGACAAGCUACUGGCUAACCAGGCCAGCGGAACUAAGUUAAAUGUCCAGCAAGGUUUCCUGGCUGUAGCAGAUACAACGCUCAAGUGCAAAUCCCAAAUAAGCCCAAGCCGCAAAAGCCGACAAAAUCGAGGUCUGUGAUGUUCCAGUUACUUCGCGCGUGCCUGAAGCAACCUGACCAGUACCUAGUGGGAAUCACCGGCUCGCAGGUUGAAGAGUUCGGAAUCCAGCUCAUUGGGAUUGUUCUGUUUUGUUUUUUGUUUUGUUGUUUUGUGUUUUUUGUUUUUUCCCGGCAAUAUCUAACUAAGUGGGGUCCAGGUCUUAUUUACAUGAUGAUAUCAAUUCCGUUCAUUUCCCAGUCCUGUGUGGAGCGAUGAUAUUUGACUACUUGAACUUCAAGCUAGUCUCCAUCCUUGAGCAGGAAAGGCUGUAAAAAUCUCUAUUUUGACCUCAAGUUUACGCUUCGCUCCUCUUUGUCACCACCCCUUUUCUUUUGCUUUCCAGGUCUCCUUAACCAUUGUACUGUACAUGUGCAGCUUGUGGAUUCGACGGCCCCUUAAUGCUACUUUUCUCGAAUAAUCCACCUCCUCUUGACUCUGCGCUCCGCAAAGUUUUUUCCUCUGCUUCCGCGCCGUGAUAUCGUUGGAAUUUGACGCGCAUCGAUUGGGUUGGUGCAAGCAACCUCCCAACCUAUGAUAUUGCCCCUGUAUAUCCCAUUAACUGCGCAUUUCCCUUCCAUCAUGAACCUGCUGUUGCUAUAGCCACAUUUCCCGUUCACGCUACACCUCUUUUCUUCGCUUGUCCGUUCCAUUUAACCAAGAUAGGACAGGGCGUACCCGCUUCAUCAUGUAUGCCACACUGCACGUCUUGUAUCAGUGUCGACCCUUGAACCCAACUCCAUCCAUUGAUACAUUUCAGGUACAUGUAGGGGUUAUUGUGCGCAGGCACAUGAAAUAUGUAUAGCUGAAUGUGCAGAAUAUAUAUAUGUAUAGCGAGCUGACAGCCAUGAUGUCCCCUACGAGGGGCGAAUGCUCGGAUGGUAGAUUCCCCAUCACCAAAAAGAAACUCCGAUGCUUUCCCGCAUGCUUUCCCUUCACCUAUGCAAUAUGCGAUGAUACCAAAACGUUGAAUAUGAGAGAAUAUAGGAAUCAAUUCCAAAUGUUGUUGCAAUAAAAGAAAGCAUCGCUCGCGCGGUUCCCCGCUCCACAGUUUUCCAGUGGUCCUUCUACACAGCCACAAUCCAUCGUCGUGAUGGAAGCUCCGGUCCAUUUCCUCGUUUCGGAUUUCGUGUGCCGUUCGAGUGGCUAAGUGUAUUCGUAAAAUGGAAUGAGAAUAUACGGUAUGAGAAUCCCAAUAAGUUGCCCCUUGUUGAAUAUUUAUAGAACGACCGGCGCUGGGGACUGGUAAAACGAGAUCAGAGA